Messenger RNA from Verticillium alfalfae VaMs.102, 715 nucleotides. RefSeq lists its product as hypothetical. Gene Ontology annotation, biological process: mitochondrial translation. Bases 36 to 596 code for a protein of 186 amino acids. Gene Ontology annotation, cellular component: mitochondrial large ribosomal subunit; ribosome. NCBI's taxonomy places the organism in Eukaryota, Fungi, Ascomycota, Sordariomycetes, Glomerellales, Plectosphaerellaceae. The record is from RefSeq and is a predicted model, not a curated record. Gene Ontology annotation, molecular function: structural constituent of ribosome. The transcript is spliced from 2 exons.
GUCGACGUCGUGCUGAACACCUCAUCCAUCACAACAUGUCGCAGCCAGCACAAGCGCUAGCCAAGGCGCCUUUCCGCCUAGGAAAGAAGAAUGUUUUUCUCCCGAACCAUGUAAUCACCUUCCACCGAAAGGACCACAACCCUCCAAACUGGGCCACCUUCGAGGUCCCCCUGCGAUUCAACAAGUUCGACAUCCGCGACUACCUUUGGAACCUCUACGGCGUCGAGACGACCGCCGUUCGCAGCUGGGUCAAGAUGCCCCCUGUUGAGCGCAAGCUUGACGGACGCGGCGCGGCCUAUCACCCCAAGUCGAUCAAGUUCAUGACCGUCGAGCUCACGCGGCCAUUUGUAUGGCCCGAAGUGCCCGAGGACCUGGAGCCCUGGAACAAAAAGCUCUGGGAUGCGCGCGAAAAGCGCCAAGCGGACCAGAAUAUCACGAGGAACGAGCAGGCAUCGGGCAAGCUCAAGUACCCCAGCAAGGAGCCCAUGACCAGCCACCGCAAGGCGGUGAAGGAGAGGGCGGAGAUGCUGCUGAAGGGACAGGCCGAGUGGAAGACGGAUGCGGUGCUGGACGAGAAGUGGGAGAAGCAGGCGUGAUGGAGGCCGAGGACACGGCGGGCGAGGGGGGGAAAGAUGUAUCAUACUGUCCAUUCAAGGCGUGGGUUGUACAACACGUGUUUCAAGCUUGGGACCAUAAAAUAAGGCGAUUUUUUUCU